AUGAAAAAGGAAACAAAGCGGUUGAUAGUACGUGGAACGUUUUUCGUGAUUUAUUUAGCAUUAGGAAUGGUUGUUUUUAAGGUACUCGAAUCACAUAACGAACAACUUGGUAUAUCAAAGGCGAAGAAAGCAAUCAAUCGAAUGUUCGUUAAGUACAAUAUAAGCGACGAUGAAAUGAGGGAAUUCGUAAACACAAUAAUAGAAGCAGAGAGCUGGGGUUAUACGAAUGGAUGGCUAGAAAAAUGGAGCUUUACGGGUUCGUUGUUUUUCUCCGGAACUGUGAUAACAACAAUAGGUAAGGUUUUUGUUUUGAAUUUAUUUAGUUAAAAAAAAGCAUGUAUUCUUCGUUCAGGGUCACAAGUCGCAUGUAACACUCAUGAACACUGUGUUCAUGCCAAACGUACAUAAAACGAGGAAAAAUCAUUAUUUCGGGGUUUGUCUAAAAACUGUUUGGUUUGAACACAGAAUUAAAAUAUAGUAAGUAAUAAAAUAAUUUUUCAUGCCACCAGGCUAAAGAGCAUAUUUUAAAAAAAACGCUUACGUUCAAAUCAGUCUUAAAUCAUCGUUUUUCUUUAAACCUCACCUUUUUUAACUUUAAAGAACAAAGAUGUUCAGUUGCUAAAAUUGACAGUUAAACGAAGGUAACACAUGGUACCCUUAAUUAAUAGAAAAAACGAGCUGGAAAUUGACAAUGUGUUCGGUUUGAGUACCAAACAUCUGAAGGAAAAAAUCUAAGGAGUAUAUUGGCACAACGUCGUGGUCGUACAGAGCCGUUUUUAAGUUGUUAAAACGCCAGCUGCUAGAGUCCAUGAAACCUUGACCAUCGUAGCACUGCCUUAUGUCGACUUUUGCAAGAGAGGGCUCAUAAUGAAAUAUUUUAAGCGCUUUGUAUUUAAAAAAAAGGUCGUUCGGGAAGAGUCUACUUUUUUUAACAUAGGCUGGUUUCCUGGCACUUUGUCAAUUGACCUUAAGACGUUUUCUUGAAUUUGAAUCGCGUUCUACUAAAUAAGCUAAAACGAUUAAAUACGUGGCAUUUUCUGUAACAAAAUGUUAAUAGUAAUAUGAGAAGAAUAAAUUAGCGACCGACAGCGACGGUGGAUAGCGUGCAUUAUUUCGGCUGACAGGUGCGAUGUUUCAAAAACAAUUCAGCCUUUAAAACACCACAUUAAUUAUUUCAAUUUGUCCUUCAGAAAUUGUUAAAUUGUCGAGUUCUUUAUCAUUACAAACGUCUAUUUCCCCUAUAGAAAACUCUUGAUAACUAAGUACUGUCGCGAGUCACUUGUUUUGAAUUAGAAAAUAAUAUUAAUAUGACAAUGUUCGUUGAAAUUUUAAACGAACAUUUUAUAAUCAUAGUAAAGAUAAUUAAUACUUAAACGUUCUCACUUCAUAAAUUCAUUUACACGUAACACGCGAGCAACAUGAUCACACUCAAUUACUCGCCAAGGUGAUGUCCUAUACAUUACUUGACUCGGAAUCACAAACUUCAUUUUUUGUUAUUCUGAAAAAGAAAACACUAAGUAGCGGCUAGGGAAAGCAGUGUUAAAUGGUUUCAUUUGAGUGUCACAUCCAUUAGAAGGAUUUCAGUCUGCGACUGAAAGGAUAGAACAGCAUAAUAAAUAAACAUUGCCACGUGAAAAGUUCAAAUCAACAGAGUUCGCUCAACAGGGAGAACUGCGAAACAAGUCGAAAUACUUGGCGUCGAGAGUGAGCGCAAAUCAUUGUUAAGAAGUGGUUUGUCCAUUACAUGAACGCACUAACUUACUGCUCUCACUUUUUUAUCUCCUCCAUACAGGUUACGGCCACUUCGCACCGAAAACUCUUCCGGGCCGCAUCUUCUGUAUGAUUUACGCCUUAUUUGGAAUACCAGUCACGUGGUUAAUGCUAACCUCCCUUGGGAGAACCAUUGUGGAACACAUUGGACGUUCGUUACAAAACAGAGAACUGAAACCAGAAAACAAGUUGUAUAACGUUUUGUGUCUGUUAGUCGCUGUUGCUUUAGCUUUUUUUGUCAUGACAGUUAUCGCCAUUAUAGGAAUGUUCAUCGAAAACUGGACAUUCUUCGAAGGAAUUUAUUUUGCGUUCAUUAGCUUGACCACCAUAGGAUUUGGCGACUAUGUGCCCAUGCAUCCCAACUACAACUCUGAAGAAGCAGAAAGGUCUUCCUUCUCAAUCUCCUUGUUUGUUUUAUUCUGUUUUUUGCUGUUUUCGUUCGGACUUGCUGUGAAUUCCAGUGUACUCCUGUCGAUACGAAAAAUAAUGGAGGAUAAAGCCAUCUUCGGUUUUCAGUCACUGUAUAGCACGAGUGAAAGUGAGGAUGAGGAGACUGACGAUGUUGAAAUUGAGAUGUCAAGAGAAACAAGGUGA
Porites lobata is the source of this 2364-nucleotide messenger RNA. Lineage: Eukaryota; Metazoa; Cnidaria; Anthozoa; Scleractinia; Poritidae. The record is from the annotation of a GenBank genome assembly.